CCCGGAAACGCCCUUCGGAAGCCAUGUGGCUCAGCUCGGGACGGGGAGUCUGGCGAUAGUCUCCCUCUAUUGGGCGCACGCCAACCCGGCUGUGGCGGCCCCACCCGCGGACCCGUCAGUGCACAGUGGGACGACGACGAUGAAGCGGGUGCUCCUGUUCGUGCUCUUCGGCGCCCUGGCUGCCCUGGCCGCCCGCGACGAGUGCGGGCCGUGCGAUCCCGACGCCUGCCGGACCCCCGACUCGUGCCUGGCCGGCCUGGUGAAGGACGCGUGCGGCUGCUGCAUGGUCUGCGGCCAGCGCGAGGGACACCGUUGCUACCACCGCUCGGUGGCCGGCAGCUGGGAGCACGGCCCCUGCGGAGAGGACCUGGACUGCAGGCCCCGCGCAGACCUGGCCCCCGGAGACCCCGCCGAGGCCCUGUGCGUCUGCAACAAGGCGUGGCCCAUGUGCGGCUCCGACGGCGUCACCUACGACAGCGUCUGCCAGCUCACCGAGGCCCGCUACUCGCGCAGGGACGGGCUCGAGGCCGCUUCCAGGGGACCUUGCAUGGCCGCGCCUCGGGUGGUGACUCCUCCCGAGCACACCCGCAACUACACGGGAGGCCGGGCCGCCAUGAGCUGCGAGGUGAUGGGCUACCCGGUGCCCAGCGUCGAGUGGCGCGUCGAUCGAGGCAACGGCGUCCAGCAGGCCUUGCCGACCGACGACCCCCGGCUGAGCGUGCAGACUCGGGGUGGCCCCAACAGCUACGAGCUGACCAGCUGGCUGCAGCUGCUGUCUCUGACGGCAGCGGACACGGCCACCUACUGGUGUGUGGCGGCCAACGAGCUCGGAGAGGCCUCGGCCGCCGCAAAGCUCAACGUCAUCCGCUAGCCCUCCGGCCUUCCAAUAAACGCACUUGCUCGCGCGCCGAA
Messenger RNA from Ixodes scapularis (black-legged tick), 912 nucleotides. RefSeq names its product insulin-like growth factor-binding protein-related protein 1. Gene Ontology annotation, molecular function: insulin-like growth factor binding. Bases 140 to 871 code for a protein of 243 amino acids. The transcript has 3 exons. The record is from RefSeq and is a predicted model, not a curated record. NCBI's taxonomy places the organism in Eukaryota, Metazoa, Arthropoda, Arachnida, Ixodida, Ixodidae. Gene Ontology annotation, cellular component: extracellular region. Gene Ontology annotation, biological process: regulation of signal transduction; regulation of cell growth.